UAUAAAUUAAAGUAUAACGAUGGAAUCUAGGGUUUUCUCUGCUAACUAACGCCCUUCCUUCAUCGAGAGCCGAUUCAGCAAAAAUGACUAAGAGGACCAAGAAGGCUGGAAUAGUUGGGAAAUAUGGUACCCGUUAUGGUGCCAGUCUGCGAAAGCAGAUUAAGAAAAUGGAGGUUAGCCAGCAUAGCAAGUACUUCUGCGAGUUCUGUGGAAAGUACGCAGUGAAGAGGAAAGCCGUGGGUAUUUGGGGCUGUAAAGAUUGCGGCAAAGUCAAAGCAGGCGGUGCUUAUACAUUGAACACUGCAAGUGCUGUGACAGUAAGGAGCACAAUCCGAAGAUUGAGGGAGCAAACUGAGAGUUAGAGUAAUCAUCAAUCAGCCUUUUUUUGUUUAUCUGCUUAUGACGAGUCUAUGGAAUUUUGAGAUCAGAUAUGUUUUUCAAUUUUAAGACCAUUUUGAUGUUUGUGAACGCACUCGAUUAAGUCAUUUAGAUAUUGUUGAGGAAAUCGAUCUUUUCUGAGGAAGUUACUAUCAUUUCCAUCUCGUCUUACAAUGAUUUUUUGAGUU
Solanum pennellii is the source of this 566-nucleotide messenger RNA. RefSeq names its product 60S ribosomal protein L37a. Gene Ontology annotation, cellular component: ribosome. Gene Ontology annotation, molecular function: structural constituent of ribosome. Lineage: Eukaryota; Viridiplantae; Streptophyta; Magnoliopsida; Solanales; Solanaceae. The transcript has 5 exons. The record is from RefSeq and is a predicted model, not a curated record. Bases 84 to 362 code for a protein of 92 amino acids. Gene Ontology annotation, biological process: translation.